Messenger RNA from Hymenoscyphus albidus, 818 nucleotides. The record is from the annotation of a GenBank genome assembly. Lineage: Eukaryota; Fungi; Ascomycota; Leotiomycetes; Helotiales; Helotiaceae.
CUGUCCGGUUUACUUGCAGACCCCGCCUCCAAUUGGGAUCCUCCACUCGAGAUCGAGUACAUAAGUAGUCCAGCUUCCCAAAGCUCUAGAUCAGAAUAUCAUCACCAUUCAUCCUCACAAAUCAGUCCAUAUUAAAUAUAAAGAUUCAAUCUCGAGAAGUCCGGUAUAAAUAACCACAACAUCCAACCAAAACUCUACUUCUCACUUCAUUUCCGCUCAACCAACACCUCAUCAUCACCAUCACCACCAUGCAAUUCUCAAAGAUCCUCUCAACCGUCGCUUGCCUCCUAGCAACCUCAACUGCAUUCGCCAUCCCAGCUUCCCUCGACGCAGUAAGGCAUCUCCCCCUACCCCAUCCCUAUCCAUCCCCUCCCCCACCCCCAAUCUCCUCCCCAACCUAAAACCCAAACUAACAAACCCUCUUAGCGACAAUCCUCAGCAACCCCCAUCGAGACCGCCCCCCUCCAAUUAGGCGCCUGUCUCGCACUGGGAAAAUGCUACACGGAAGGCACCAACAUCGGCUGCUUGACCGCCGGCUGCGCAACCAACGAGCUGUUGGGAAGUAUCUGCUCGUGUAAUGCUUCGGUGCAGAAGGUGCUGGAUGUUCAGACCGCUAAGGGCCGUGCUACUUGGCCUUUGAAGUGUGCUUUGUAAAUGGGAUGAGGGAUUGUGAUUGGUUGUGGUGGUAGGAGCGGGUUCUUCUUUUUUCGAUGUAUAUAUGCAUGUUUUUCCUGGGGAAUUUUUGGGGAUAAGUGGGGGAUGGGCUAGGAAGGGAUUCUGGGAUUUAUGAUGGGGUUUAUGAUUUUUUGGAAGGGAUG